CUCUCGAUCUUUUCUUCUUCAUCUUUCUCUGAUUCUCUCUUCUGUGUCAUCAAAGUAAACACCCUAGACGCCCCAAAAACGCAAUACCAAACGGCGCGCAGAUGGACCCAGCAACGGAAGAAACACCGGACAUGGCUAAAUCCGAGAAUCUCGGACUGUUUCUGAGGAUUCGGCCACUUCUGCAGAGUGGCGUCAGGGGAGAUCGGAACCCGAGAUUCCGAAGGAAGUCGGCGUUUGAACCUUGGUUUCAGAAGAUGUGCCUGAGGGUUAAAACUUCCCGGUCGGUGACGCUAUCACCACCGCUGGCCUUGGAACGGGGCCGCACCAAGACAGAGGUAUAUGACGGCUUUUCACAAGUCUUCUCCCCUGAUUCCUCUCAGGAGGAGGUGUAUGAGAAGAUGAUGAGCCCACUGGUGGAGGAUUUUUUGAAGGGCAAAAGUGGGAUGCUUGCUGCAUUCGGGCCUAGUGGCUCUGGAAAGACUCAUACGAUUUUUGGGUGCAACAGGCAGCCCGGUAUGAUGCCGCUCGCACUUCAACAGAUUUUCAAGGAGACUUCUGAUUCUACAAGGUCAUUGUUCAUAUCAAUCUUUGAAAUAAGAUGUGAGGGAGGCAAGGAGGAGAGGGUAUUUGAUUUAUCCCCCAACGGAGUUGAUUUAACCAUGCAUCGAUCAACACUUAAAGGCCUACAUGAGGUCGUAAUUUCUGAUUGGAGACAUGGAGAGUUUGUAAUUUCUCAGGCACUACUCAGGCGUGCUACUAGUCCAACAAAUGCUAAUAGCCAAUCAAGCCGGUCGCAAUGUGUUAUUAACCUCCGUAUUGUUGAUGACAAGUCUAAUGGAGAGGUUAAUGAUCAAGCAAAUGAUGGUGUUCUUAUUAUUGUUGAUCUUGCUGGGGCUGAAAGAGAAAAAAGAACUGGGAAUCAGGGAGUAAGAUUGCUUGAAAGUAACUUCAUCAACAAAACAUCAAUGGUCUUUUGCUUGUGCUUGAGAUCUUUAUUGGAGCAUCAGAAGAAUCCAAUGAAGCCAUUGGAGAAGCACUUCCAGGACUCUUUGUUGACCAAGUACCUGAGAGAUUACAUGGAAGGCAAGAAAAGGAUGGCGUUGAUCUUAACAGUGAAAGCAGGCGGAGAAGAUUAUCACAAUACGUCUUGCCUGCUAAAACAAGCCUCACCGUAUAUGGAGAUCAAGUUUAAUAAUGAACCAUCAAAGAGAAGGCUUUCUCCAAGCUUUGCUUUGAAGGGGUAUAAAGAAAAACUCGAGCCGCUGCCCUGCAUCAAAUUGGUACCAGAGCAUAGGUUAAUCCUUGCUCCACACCAUGGUUGGACGUGCUAGAGGUCGUGGAUGAGGAAACCAAGCCCAACAAAAAGAGAUGGUAGAUAUGUGGCAAAUGAUCGAAGAUUUGUUGAGAGCGGUGCAAGCCCUCCAAUGACAGGAACACGCGGAUGCCUGAUGCCUAUGUGGACAUUUCGGAACGCAACUGCAAACCCUUAAGACAUACCGGAAGGUGGUCUUAAGGAUGACUUGAAGAAGAUGCAAACCCCUUUCAUGAAGCUGGAAACCAUGUUUUGAAGGAUCUCAAGUCAAUGAUUGAGAUUGGCUGAUGAUCAGGUGGCAGAACAUGAAAUCCAGCACCUCAGAGAAAGCAACCUUGAGCUUGAAAAGGAGCUGAAGGAUCUCAAGUCACUGAUUGAGGUGCAGAGGUUGGCUGAUGAUCAGGUGGCAGAACAUGAAAUCCAGCACCUCAGAGAAAGCAACCUUGAGCUUGAAAAGGAGCUGAAGGAUCUCAAGUCACUGAUUGAGGUACAUAGGUUGGAUGAUGAUCAGGUGGCACAAGAAAUCCAGCGCCUCAGAGAAAGCAACCUUGAGCUUGAAAAGGAGCUGAAGUAUCUCAAGUCACUGAU
Molecule: messenger RNA, 1900 nt
Organism: Prunus persica (peach)
Lineage: Eukaryota; Viridiplantae; Streptophyta; Magnoliopsida; Rosales; Rosaceae
Product: kinesin-like protein KIN-6
Exons: 14
Coding region: 102-1331 (409 amino acids)
Biological process (GO): microtubule-based movement
Cellular component (GO): microtubule; kinesin complex
Molecular function (GO): ATP hydrolysis activity; microtubule binding; ATP binding
Source: RefSeq, a predicted model, not a curated record